CUGGCUUGUUUUGACAGCUUGGACGAGUGGGAUGGGAGGGAGCAGGAUGUGUCGCGAGAGUUGUCCUCACACCGCCUUGUGGGCGAUGUAACUAUGGCGAGCCCGGGGAUCGAGGCCGAGCAGGAGCCGCUUUUAGGCGACCGCACACCCGGAAGCAGAGAAUGGGAUAUUAUAGAAACUGAAGAGCAUUAUAAGAGCCGAUGGAUAUCAAUUAGGAUUCUGUAUCUUACUAUGUUUCUCAGCAGUGUAGGAUUUUCCAUUGUGAUAAUGUCAAUAUGGCCAUAUCUCCAAAAGAUUGAUCAGACAGCUGAUGCAAGUUUUUUGGGCUGGGUUAUUGCUUCAUUUAGUCUUGGCCAAAUGGUAGCUUCACCUAUAUUUGGUUUGUGGUCUAAUUAUAGACCAAGAAAAGAACCUCUUACUGUCUCCAUCUUCAUUUCGGUUGCGGCUAACUGCCUCUAUGCCUAUGUCCACGUUCCAGCUUCUCAUAAUAAAUACUACAUGUUGGUUGCUCGUGGAUUGGUGGGAUUUGGAGCAGGAAAUGUGGCAGUUAUUAGAUCAUAUAUUGCCGGUGCUACUUCUCUUCAGGAAAGAACAAGUUCCAUGGCAAACACUAGUGCAUGUCAAGCAUUGGGUUUUAUCUUAGGUCCAGUUUUUCAGGCUUGUUUUGCUCUCAUUGGAGAAAAGGGCGUGACAUGGGAUACCAUUAAACUACAGAUAAACAUGUACACAGCACCAGUUUUACUUGGCGCGUUCCUGGGAGUUUUAAAUAUUAUUCUGAUCCUUAUUCUAUUAAGAGAACAUCGUGUGGAUGACUCAGGACGACAGUGUAAAAAUGUUAAUUUUGAAGAAGCAAGUACAGAUGAAGUUCAGGUUCCCCAAGGAAAUAUUGAUCAAGUUGCAGUUGUGGCCACCAAUGUUCUGUUUUUUGUGGUUCUAUUUAUCUUUGCCCUUUUUGAAACAAUUGUUACUCCAUUAACAAUGGAUAUGUAUGCCUGGACUAGAGAACAAGCUGUAUUAUAUGAUGGAGUAAUACUUGCUGCUCUUGGAGUUGAGGCAGUUAUUAUUUUCAUGGGGAUUAAAUUACUUUCCAAGAAGAUUGGCGAACGUGCUAUUCUACUGGGAGGACUCAUCGUUGUAUGGGUUGGCUUCUUUAUCUUGUUACCCUGGGGAAAUCAGUUUCCCAAAAUACAGUGGGAAGAUUUACGUAAUAAUUCAAUUCCUAAUACGACAUUUGGGGAAAUUAUUAUUACUCUUUGGAAAUCUCCAAGAGAAGAUCACAAUGAAGGACCAACUGGCUGCCCAAUUGAACAAGCCUGGUGCUUCUACACCCCCAUGAUUCAUCUGGCCCAGUUCCUCACAUCAGCUGUGCUAAUUGGAAUAGGCUAUCCAUCCUGUAAUGUUAUGUCCUAUACAUUAUAUUCAAAAAUUCUGGGACCAAAACCUCAGGGUGUGUACAUGGGCUGGUUAACAGCUUCUGGAAGUGCAGCCCGGAUUCUUGGACCUGUGUUCAUCAGCCAACUCUAUACUUCCUGGGGCCCACGAUGGGCAUUCAGCCUUGUGUGUGGAAUAGUGGUACUUACCAUCCUGCUCCUGGUUGCAGUAUACAAAAGACUCAUUGCUUUUUCUGUAAGGCAUGGAAGGAUUCAAGAGUAAUGUAACUAACUCUGCAAUGGAAAGUACUUGGUAUGGGACUUCCUCUUCCAAGGCUCUGGUAUGAGUCAGGUUCCAAAAGUCAGGCUGCAAAUAUUGUAUAUUUUGAAUAACAAGAACAUACAUUGAAUAAUUCAGGGAAUUCAAUGUGUAAUUGGGAAUAGUAAGGUAAUAGUAAAACACUCUGGUUCAUAAUUCCCUUCUUUCAAACAAUAUUCUAUCGUAACAUCUCUUUUGGGGUGCAUGAACUCAUGAGUGAAUGGACAAUGGUUUAUAAAUGGGAAGUUGUACUUUUAGCUUAGACUGCAGAAGUGUCAUUAAAAUAAUGAGAAAAUACGCAGUGAAAUCGUAAGGAGAGUUCUGUAUGAAUUACCUAUAACAAAAAAAAAAAAAAGAAAUUAUAGAAAUUACCUAAAUAGAAGUAUCUCUGUUUGAAGAUACCUACUUUUUAUUUAUUUAAAAAUGCAAUUUCUAUUAUCAAAUUUCCUAUGAAAUAAAAAUCAUGAGUCUUAAAUUUUCUAUUUACCAUGACCUGCUGUUCUACCUGAUGUUCUAUGUCAUUAUUUUUAAUAUUAUACCUUUUGUCCUAUUUUAGUUCAGGAUCUCACUAAGUAACCCCUAAGUUAAUAGGUAAGCACAAAUAAUGCUAAUACUUGAGCAAUAAAGAGGAGUAAGAGAUCAAGAUGAAUUACACUAUCUUUAGUAGGACUAAUUACAAUUUUAUUUCAAGUUCUACUAAUAAUAACUCACUUUAGGAACAUGAGCCAAGUGUGUUACAGUAUACAUAUACUGAACAGCAAACUGUAUAUUAAAAUUACUGGCAUUUUUCAACUCCCUUAAAUUCUGGAGAAAAACUUUCACUUCAGUUAUUUACUUUUCCCAUCUCUUGGUAGUGACAGGGAAGACACAACAGUUUUCAAACUAUGUGCAGCUAUUCAGAACUGCAGAAUUUUAAGUUGGCAUAGGCCAUGACAACCCCAGUCUAGCUAGGCUAAUAAAUAUUUGAGGUAAAAUUGCUUAUCUCUAUCAGUUUACUGAGUUUACUUGAAGUUGGCUAAAUCACACUCUCUUAUGUAUACAUUUCUACCUCUACAUAUGUUGAAUGCUGAUAAGAGGAAUAGUAUAAAAUUAUGUAUAUGGAUGAUCAAUAUUACCAAAAAAUGCAAAAAUAGUUCUAAAUAUUUUACCAAAUGUUUCCUACUCUAAGUUUUAUUUUCAGAUCUCAAAGUAAUUAAGUAAACACUAUAAUCUGCACUUUAUACUGUUUACUGUACUCGUGUUUUUUUCCUUUUUUUUUUUUUUUGGCCUGAACAAAGAAAUUUAUUUCUCACAGUUGUGGAGG
Mustela erminea (ermine) is the source of this 2992-nucleotide messenger RNA. RefSeq names its product major facilitator superfamily domain containing 8 (gene MFSD8). The coding region runs from base 94 to 1653 and encodes 519 amino acids. Gene Ontology annotation, biological process: transmembrane transport. The transcript is spliced from 12 exons. The record is from RefSeq and is a predicted model, not a curated record. Lineage: Eukaryota; Metazoa; Chordata; Mammalia; Carnivora; Mustelidae. Gene Ontology annotation, cellular component: lysosomal membrane. Gene Ontology annotation, molecular function: transmembrane transporter activity.